AGAAGACCCUACACAAGGGUAAUAUUAGGGCAUAAUCAACACCCUUAUGGAUGAAUAUAGCUCAAAUGGGAAACAGCUCGGGUGCAGCUGGCUUGUGCAUGGCUCGCAAGAAGAAGCUGAAGUUCCAGAGAAGCAAGAUUCAUGAGUGGGGUCUCGUGGCAUUGGAGCCUAUCGAGGCUGGGGACUUGGUGAUUGAAUACGUGGGUGAGCUCAUCCGAAGGAAGGUAUCAGAUUUCAGGGAAAAGAAGUAUGAGGCAAUGGGGAUUGGAAGCAGCUACCUCUUUCGCAUUGACGAUGAUUAUGUGGUGGAUGCUACAAAGCAUGGUGGGCUUGCACGUUUCAUCAAUCAUUGUUGCGAGCCCAAUUGUUUAACAAAGAUCAUUAGUCCCAAUUGUUUAACAAAGAUCAUUAGUGUUGAGGGGCAAAAGAAGAUUGUCAUCUAUUCAAAACGGGCAAUAGCACCAGGCGAGGAGCUCACAUAUGACUACAAAUUUCCCAUCGAAGAGAACAAAAUUCCCUGCUUUUGUGGUGCGGACAGGUGCCGAGGUUCUCUGAACUGAUGUCGAGGGACUGGCUAUGCUGGCAAUGGUCUCCGAUGUAGAAAGACAGGCACAUGGCACUGCUGGAUCUGUCACAUGGUCGGCUUCUAGCUCUUCUUCAAUGGAUUGCUCCAGAUUUUCAAGCCUUCAUUUCGAAGUGAAUGAUGACGAGUUGGGAAAGCAGAGAGUGGACGCUUGGCUUUCCCUCUGAAGUUGGAGUUGUCAUCAUCAUAGGUAAUGAUGAUGCGUGCGAGUACGAUGUACCCUGCAGAGUUCCUUAACAAAGAUUGCAUUGCUUGGCCCCAGGUGAGGGUGGUAGUGUGAAGUUUGUGACCUAGGGGGCAGGGGCAGGGUGUGGGGUCUGUGGCAAGUGUGUGGAGGGAGGGUGGUGUUGCAUGCGGUCCUUCUUGUGGACUGUCAGUCAAGAUAACUGCAUAGUUAGUGUGUAAAAAACAUAUCAUGUGACGACCCGCAUCCUGUGGAUGUUCUGAUUUUUCAUGUAGAUGGAUGGAUGGAUGGAUGGAUGGAUGGAUGGAAGGGCUCAUGUGAACAGUCGAUGAACAAGAGCUCAUUGUACAUUUCUCAUCAGAAAUCCCUUGCGACUGUAAGCAGAGUGGAAGCCUGCAGACAGUCAUGGGGGCUUGAAUUGUUGUUGAGACUAUAAGAAGAGUGGAAGCCCGCGGACAGUCAGACAGGGAUGCUGUGUAUGUUGAGAAGCAAAUGAAUUUGAAGCGCUCAUGCAAAAUGGAGGUCGGUCAGUGACAUCCGGGAAAUGGUCCUCUUCUCCAUUACUGCUUGACAUUGGUAUCAGGUGAAUAUCAGAGCGGGGCUGAGAUAAUUCUUUCUUGGUAUUGAAUGACUACGUUGACUGAAUGACCAAGUGACUGUAAUCAACUUUUUAUGGGAGAGGGGUGUUGCAUCAGACACAUGACAGAUGAUGGCAUGUGUUGUGGCUGGAAUCGACAAUUCAUUGAUUCAACUUCGUUGAAUUAGAAACUGCUUUAGAACGACUUAGAACUGUUGGUGAACGCGCUUUCGAAAGGCAUUCAGAAGUAAAUGGGAAAGGGAAAGGAACAGGCUCCAGCUGUGUCAUGACGCUGCUCAGAAAUGUUGUAACUGAAAUUUCAAUGAACAUAAAUAGGGACCAUCAUUCUAGUAUGCUGUGCCACUUCUCUAAACGGGGGGAAAGCUGUGUUUACAGGUUCCGCUAGCCUGCGGGUAGAGCUUCAAGUCAAAAAAGGCGGGGAUGUUUGGGUGUGGUGUGGGUGGCUUUGUGCAGGGAAGGGAGAGGUGGGAUAAGAUGGGGACGGGAAGGAAGAGGAGCAAACCGCCUUGUGGCCUUGGGGCACUGCGGGAGGGGCGGUAAACCGUUCGCAAUAUCGAUUCGGUCAAGGAUUUGACUGAUUCUCUUGAUUUUUAUUUGCACAGUUUCUUUAAGUGCUUAUGGGCUCAAUAAAACCGAUGUCAUCUGUAGUGAGCAAUCACAUGGUGUAAUCCCUCUGAACUUCUCUUUUCCUUUUCGGUGUGGGUUCAAAAGACAGUCAAGCCCACUGUACUUGUUGUCACUGUCUAUAAUGUGUUUGUUAACGAUAAGAGAAGAAAUCUAAGAGGCAGACCCCAAACU
This is a messenger RNA of Chara braunii, 2163 nucleotides long. NCBI's taxonomy places the organism in Eukaryota, Viridiplantae, Streptophyta, Charophyceae, Charales, Characeae. The record is from the annotation of a GenBank genome assembly.